This is a messenger RNA of Cylicostephanus goldi, 372 nucleotides long. NCBI's taxonomy places the organism in Eukaryota, Metazoa, Nematoda, Chromadorea, Rhabditida, Strongylidae. The record is from the annotation of a GenBank genome assembly.
AUGCCAGUAAUCUCUUGCUUUGAUUAUUUUGCUUAUAGAACAUUCGCUUCCAACAAGGAGCUUUUUGAGAAGGCGCAAACCAAACUGAAGAACCUCACCGAAGACCCUGAUGUAGACGUCAAACUUGAGAUCUACGCCCUUUACAAGCAGGCAACCAUUGGAGAUGUCCAGGGUGAUCGUCCAGGAAUGAUGGAUUUUGCUGGCAGGGCGAAAUAUGAUGCUUGGGCAAAAAUGAAGGGUCUGGAACAGGAUGAAGCUUUGCUGAAAUACGCUAAGCUAAUUGAUACCUUAUCGGAUGCGGAGGAGCAGGAAAAGACAUCGUCAUUGGGUGGAUCCGAAGACAUGGGGCUAGGGCGAGUUGAUGGUCUUGAG